Molecule: messenger RNA, 933 nt
Organism: Brassica oleracea var. oleracea
Lineage: Eukaryota; Viridiplantae; Streptophyta; Magnoliopsida; Brassicales; Brassicaceae
Product: protein YLS9
Exons: 1
Coding region: 111-749 (212 amino acids)
Biological process (GO): defense response to other organism
Source: RefSeq, a predicted model, not a curated record
AGGCUACCCCAUUAUUUACAACACAUCAAAUAAAUAAUAAACCAAAAUUCUCUUUAACAACUUCUCCACUUUCUCCCCACCACCGCCGGAGAAAGAAAACCACCACCACCAUGACCUUCAAAGACUGUGGCUCCCACACUCACUCUCGCCGGAAACUAAUCCGGCGGCGAAUAAUAUGGUCAAUAAUCUUCAUCCUCUUCAUCAUCUGCCUCACAAUCCUUCUCAUUUGGGCAAUCCUCCAACCUUCAAAGCCACGUUUCAUCCUCCAAGACGCCACCGUCUACGCCUUCAACGUCUCCGGCAAUCCACCGAACCUCCUCACCUCCAACUUCCAAAUCACUCUUUCUUCCCGGAACCCUAACGACAAGAUCGGCAUCUACUACGACCGUCUUGACGUCUACGCUACUUACCAUAGUCAACAGAUCACUUUCAGAACAUCGAUCCCUCCGACGUAUCAGGGACACAAAGAAGUCAACAUAUGGUCGCCGUUUGUCUACGGGACCUCCGUUCCCGUCGCUCCGUUCAACGCCGUUAGUCUUGACGGUGAUCAAGAUAACGGCGCUGUGACGCUGAUCAUCCGUGCUGACGGUAGAGUGAGGUGGAAAGUUGGGACGUUUAUUACAGGGAAGUAUCAUCUUUACGUGAGGUGUCUUGCGUAUAUUAACUUCGGUAAUAAAGCUGCCGGAGUUAUUGUCGGAGAUAACGCCGUUAAGUAUACGCUUACGAGUAGUUGUAGUGUUAGUGUCUAAAACGGCGGCGGAGCGAAAUUAGGUGAGCUAAUUAACGACUCCAUUAUAUAUUAUAGUCUUCUUAAUUAUCAUAAAGUGAUGUGAAUUGUACAUUUUGCUUAUACGAUGGCAAAUAUUACAGAUCCGCGAUGUUGUUGUGAUGAGUUGUAAGAAUUUAAAUACGAAUACUUUUUAAAUAAUUGAA